CUUGUUACACUUGCGAAGCCCUAAGCAAGUUUGGGUUUAAGGAAGGUCGUUUAAUGAUGUGGCCAGCGUGUUCGCCUGAUCUUAACCCCAUUGAGAAUUUUUGGUCAUUACUUAAAAGCAAAGUGUACGAAAGUGGCAAGCAAUUCUCAUCUAAAAACUGUCUCUGGGAAGCAAUUCAAAGCUCUGCAGCUGCUAUACAUAAGGAUGCAAUUAAAAACCUAACGGAUUCCAUGAGCAAUAGACUUAUCAAAGUGAUUAGUGCAAAGGGGGAUUACAUUCAUUACUGA
Messenger RNA from Paramuricea clavata, 287 nucleotides. NCBI's taxonomy places the organism in Eukaryota, Metazoa, Cnidaria, Anthozoa, Malacalcyonacea, Plexauridae. The record is from the annotation of a GenBank genome assembly.